Messenger RNA from Humulus lupulus (European hop), 1887 nucleotides. RefSeq lists its product as uncharacterized. The transcript has 6 exons. Bases 1 to 1887 code for a protein of 628 amino acids. NCBI's taxonomy places the organism in Eukaryota, Viridiplantae, Streptophyta, Magnoliopsida, Rosales, Cannabaceae. The record is from RefSeq and is a predicted model, not a curated record.
AUGAUUGGAUUCAGAAAACUUAAAGUUGACCACAAGAGUACAAUAAAAGCAAUUUACACGGGUUCUGAAUUUCUGGAGAGUGUUUUUGCUGGUGUUGAGGCUCGAUGCUUAUUUGUUUCGUCGAUUUCAGUUAUUCAGGAUUCACUCCACGAACAUAAACAACGGGUGGACUUGCCAAAAAGUACUUUUCCUUCGGAUAAAGAGAGAAGACAUUUCUACCUUAGAGCUACAAAAGAGUACACGGAUGCGGCAUGGGACUUUGUGAAAAUGGUAGAAAGAAAUUAUGGUUUUCCAAAUAAAAUUAUCUGUCCUUGUAAGAAGUGUCGAAACUUAAAUCAUCAUUGUGUUGAUGAUGUUUUUGAGCACUUAGUUAUAACCGGAAUGGAUCCAACUUAUCGUAUUUGGGUUCACCAUGGAGAGCAACCCAUUGAUACUCAAGUUGACGAAGUUUCGAAUGAUAUGGAUGCAUUUGAUUUAUACACGACUGCUGCCAUGGAUGAUGUGGACAAUAAUAUAGGUUGUGGAGGUGGUGAAGACGAUGAAUUUGUUAACGAAGAUCUUCAAAAGAAGUUGGAGGAUGCGGAAACUCCUUUAUAUGAAGGGAGUGAGAAAUACACAAAACUUUCAUCAAUUGUAGCUUUAUAUAGGUUGAAGAAUCUGAAUGGUUGGACAGACAAAAAUUUUACAAAGCUUUUAGAACUCCUUUGUGAUAUGUUUCCCAAAAACAAUGUACUUCUUGAUUCCAUGUACUCAGUUAGGAAAUUUUUGAGAAAUUUCGAUUUGAAAUAUGAAAAGAUUGAUGCUUGUAUUAAUGAUUGUUGCUUAUUUAGAAAGGAGAAGGCUAAAAUGGAUGUUUGUCCAAAGUGUAGUGUUUCUAGAUGGAAAGUUGAUAAACACACAAAGAAUGUUAAAGUUGGUGAGGCUGCCAAAGUUUUGAGGUAUUUUCCGAUAAUACCCCGAUUGAAAAGAUUGUUUAGAUCAAAAGAAAUGGCUGAAAACUUAAGGUGGCAUUUCACUCAUAAAAGUAUUGAUGGGAAGAUGCGACAUCCAGUGGAUACACCUGCUUGGGAUUCCAUUAAUGAAAGAUGGCCAGAGUUUAAUCUUGAACCACGCAACCUUAGGCUCGGACUAGCUGCUGAUGGAAUUAACCCCUAUAAAAGUCUAAGCUCCACUUAUAGUUGUUGGCCAGUGAUGCUUGUUAUCUAUAAUUUACCACCUUGGUUGUGCAUGAGGGACGAAAAUACAUUUUUGUCAUUAUUGAUUCUAGGUCGUAAACAACCUGGAAACGAUAUUGAUAUUUAUUUGGAGCCUCUUAUUGAAGACUUAAACAAGUUGUGGAAUAAUGGAGUGCAUACUUAUGAUGCAUUCGACAAAAGCUUCUUCAAUUUGAAGGCAAUGUUGUUGUGGACAAUAAACGAUUUUCCUGCAUAUGGAAAUCUUGCUGGGUGUACAAGCAAAGGCAAGACAGCUUGCCUGAUUUGUGGUAAUGAUACAUGUGCAACUAGGCUAAAACAUAGUAAAAAAUUUUCAUACCAAAAUACUAGGAGAUUUCUCCCGUUUGAUCAUCCAUAUCGGUCUAAGAAAGCAUGGUUCAAUGGAGCUACAGAAGAAAGGGCCCCCCCUAAAGUUUUGAGUGGUAGUGAAAUUGUUGAAGAACUAAAUCAAAUUACCAACGAUUUUGGAAAAAAUAUGAAUCCCAAAAAAAGGAGUCGGGAUAAUAAGGUGGAAGGAAUGUGGAAGAAGAAAUCUAUAUUUUUCAAUCUACCAUAUUGGGAGGUUUUGUUAGUUCGUCAUAAUAUAGAAAAAAAUGUGUGUGAUAGUAUUAUUAGCACAUUGUUGGGCUUGAAUGGAAAAUCCAAAGAUCAUCUUAAUGCUCGAUUGGAUUAA